Mollisia scopiformis is the source of this 1660-nucleotide messenger RNA. Its product is annotated as putative D-aminoacylase. NCBI's taxonomy places the organism in Eukaryota, Fungi, Ascomycota, Leotiomycetes, Helotiales, Mollisiaceae. The record is from RefSeq and is a predicted model, not a curated record. The transcript is spliced from 4 exons. The coding region runs from base 1 to 1434 and encodes 477 amino acids.
AUGGCGACCAACGAUGAAACCACUCGCAUCCGAUCCCAGAUCGAGGCCCAGGAGUCACUCAUCUCUAGCAUAUGCCGGAUUGGAGGAGCCCCAAGCCUCUCUCUCGGAGUGAUUCAUGGCGGCAAGGAGAUAUAUUCCAACCACUUCGGACAUCGCGAUAUCCAAGCUGGCGAAGCGAGCGACGGCAAUACGACCUAUUUCGUCGGAUCCAUAACCAAAGCAAUGGUAUCAGCCUUGACGGGUAUAUACGUCGAGAAAGCCUUGUUAGAUUGGACGACGCCGGUCUCUCACAUUCUCCCAGAGCUUGUCGGGAAAAUGGAUGGCAGAGGGGGUAUUGAUACUUGGUCUGCUCAACCCCUCGUGCGGGAUUUCCGGACGGAUUACUUGUACAACAACUUUGGAUACGAGAUCACCUGUCGAGUAAUUGAGAAAGUGACUGGCAAGACCCUUGGCACGAAUCUCAAGGAGCAGAUCUAUGAGCCCCUCGGCAUGAGUCGCACAUCUCUCAAUGAGGCAUUUCCAAGCGAUUCAAACUUCGCCAAAGCAUACUUCGCCUUAGAUGACGGUUCUCCUUUCGAAUUUCCAAUUCCGACUAUCUCAGACAAGACUUUCAUGUCAGGUGCCGGCUCGGUACGCAGUUGCACGAAUGACAUGAUGCUUUUCUACAAGAACUUCAUGCACGCUACAAAUGAUCAUUGCUUAACAUUCUUCGACCGCACAACCAACUUACCACCCAUCUCCCUCCGCGAGCAAUCCUGCGCCUUGGGCUGGGCCCGCGCAGAGCUUCCAGGCACGCUUGGUGUCUUCAACUACAACAAGUAUCUUGUGCCAGCCAUGCCGGUCAUAGGCCAAGCGGCGGCGUCUAGACUGGUGGUUUAUCAUGGUGGGAGCAUGCAAGGUUUCACAUCAGCGGUGUACCUCCUCCCAGAGACUGAGACUGCUAUAUUCGCCUUGCAGAAUUUGACUGGGCUAUGCGAUCCUUGUGACUGGAUGCCACAACUUCUGAUCGAGACGAUUUUCGGAGCCCCAAAUAUCAGAGUCGAUUUUGAGCAUCUUGCUAAAAUCGCCGCUAAAACGGGUGCAGGCCUCGCAGACCGGAUACAGAGUCAGUUAGAGCAAGCACUCAAGAGUUUUUACAUCAGUGUCUUUAUUCAAGAGGAUGGCGGUCUGUACAUGUGCUUUCAAGAUGUACAGAACGAGACCUACAGACUGCGGCACUAUCAUUAUGAUGUCUUUAUAUGGAACGAAUCCCAUAAUGAAACAGCGAAGCGCGGGAGGUUCCAAACCCGUCCGGUUGUAUCCUACGAAAUCGGUUUCGAGUCGGCCGGUCAGACAGAGGAUGGUAGGAUUGAUCGUCUGCGCUGGAUCUUUGACGAGACUCACCCUACUCCUGGUACUUUCAUACGAGAGACGGAUGUUCAUGGGAGAAUAUGACUUAUGCCAUACUCCGAGUGCUAGGGAAGAUAAAGAAAGCGUAUAGAGAUCUCAACUGGUUCGAAGUACCAAGGUUCAGUUCACUCUGUUCAAGAUGGUUUCAGAUAUGGAAUUAAGCCUUAAUGCUACCAAACGCUCAUUACAUGAUGCGCGGCCCUCGAAUGGAACUUUCCUUACCCGUUGCUCGUAGUCUCAUUCCUUACCUCGUUAGUUAUGAACAUACAAG